Molecule: messenger RNA, 4098 nt
Organism: Closterium sp. Yama58-4
Lineage: Eukaryota; Viridiplantae; Streptophyta; Zygnematophyceae; Desmidiales; Closteriaceae
Source: the annotation of a GenBank genome assembly
AUGAAGCACGGACGGACACGUGAAGAAUUAUAUAUGUGUGUUGUUGUUCUUGUCGCAAGCGCACUGUUGGACGUGCUGCGGGCGGCAGCAGCACACGGGCAGGCGGAUUUCUUUGUCUUCUUUCUGCGGGAGUGGGUAGCAGCGGAUGUGACUGUGUUGGGGGGCCCGCGGGCUCUAGAGGAGGUGCUGCAGCUGCUGCUGAGAUGCAGACGAUUUCACCAGGCCGUGUCGUGGUUCCGGCGCUGCCUGGGUGCAUACCCUCACAACCCGCCCUCGCCAGCAGUGGUGCGGGUGCUGCUGCACGCGCUGCAGAGGAGAAGCAUGUGGCACGAGAUGCUGGACGUGUUUGGAUGUAUGCAAGGCUACCCCGGCUAUCAUGACAAGGUCAACUACACCACAGUCAUCCGCACGCUCCUGCACUGCCGCCAGCCCAAGCUCGCACUCACCCUCUUCCGAGACAUGCUAUCCACAGGCCUGCUCCACUGCGACCGCCAUGGCCGCGUGCUGUCACCCCGUGACAACGACGCCACUGACAUGAGGCUACUGCAGGCCGUGAGGCACGCGGCUCUCCUGGUGGGCAACAGGGAGGUGCUGAGCAUGCUGGGUGCUGGUGCCGUGGCUGCUCGCAGCAAGAACAGCAGCGAGAGCGUGGGCGAGGAGCGCACGGUCGUACUCGCUAUAGACACUUGCAAGUCGUGCCUUACCGCGUUCGACUCCCUCGCCGCCUCCUGCCACAAAACGCAAUCCUUCCUCUCCGAGAAUCCCGCUUCUUCUGCGGAAUUCCAACUCAAACCCACGGACCGCCUUGUAGUGGUGUUCCACCAUGCCAACCACACACCCAUUAGCAUCAUGACACGUGGCGCGGGAAAGCUUCGCGAAGGGUCCGACGACAAAUUGAGCGACAGCCAAUCGGAAAACAGCCCCGCGUCGCCGUCAACCCCAAGGUCCAUCCUAGGCGCGCUCCUGAGUCCUCUAUCCGCGGGAAGCUCGAAGCUCCGACCGAACUCCGCGUCCGGCGCCGACGAAGGCGGGGAUGACAGCGUCCCGCCCCCCAGACUAAACCUCCCGCGCCACCAGCUGUGGCGGCCGCAGCUGAACCCUUCGAAGGUGGUGCAGCAGAUGCAGGAGGCGGGGCGCGCGGACGCGGCGCCAGUGGUGGUGAUGGCGCUGAUGGCGGAGCGGGAGGUGCGGCGCGCGCUGGCGGAGAGGACGGCGUGGGAUCGGCGCACCAAGCGCGCGGUCAUGCGCAUGGCGGCCGUUGCGCGCGCGUGCAAGAUUCGGUUUGAGGCUAUCGACUUAUCAGACAUCGCAGGAGAGCCCGACAGCAGCAGAAAACGAGACACGAAUCCCGCCUCAUCCACGCAAUCCCCGCCCGCGGGAUUUCCGAGGAAAACCUGUGAAAAAUCACCGCCGUCGCAGGCACUGUCUUGGGAAGCCAAGGCCGAUGCGGUGAUCCGGUUCUGUCGGCAUAUCAACGCGGAACUGCUGCUGCUCCCUUCCUCUCAUGCGUGUAAGGCGCUGAACUUCUCUGGCAAAUUCGCCACCCAUAAUUUCACGAUUCGCUGGUCGGGCCUACCUGUUACUGGGGCCGUUGGCGGGAGAACAGGGACAGGUUUACCAGUUACAGGGUUACCCGUUACAGGCGGAGUCACUGGGAGCAGCACCACUGGAAGCAGCAGCAGCGGCACCGGAGGUAGCGCCACGUUUGCCGCUCCCUCCUCGUCCCUGCACCUCUCCCCGCCUUUCCCGCGCCCUCCUGCCUCUGCAACCGCCACCAGCACUACCAUCAGCAUCACCACUGGCACCGGCGGCGGCGGCGGCGGUGGCGCGACCGGCUCUUCUUCAGUCGUCGAGGACCAAGGCGGCGGAACCGCGACAGUCGCGUCGGGGUUCUCCCCUCAUGUCUUUAACAUCCCCUCGGGCGGCGCGGCGGUGGGCGGAGGCACGUCCACGUGGUUGCAGGCCGACCAUCCACAUCACCACCAGGUGCUGAUCCCGUCCGCAGCGCACAAGCGCACCACGUUCGUCUCGUCCGAAGGCGCGCAGCUCGCGGGCGGAAUAAGCGGCGGGAUAGGCGGCGCGAGCGCCGGAAUAGGCGGAUUGAAUCUAGGCGGGGUGAAUUUAGGUCCUCCCGUUUCGUCUCCCACCCCCGAAGUAAUCACAAUCACAGUCCCGCCCGCAUGGGACGAUCACCCCGCUACAGCGUCCUCUUCCGGGAUUGGUCGGCCGGGGCAGCAAACCCUAGAACGCGAGCAGCCAAUCCCAGCGCAGAGCUCGCGACCGUUACCCGAAGGGCGGGUGAAGGAACCGAAAGAGAAAGACGAGAAGGCGGAGGAGGAUUGGCGGAGAGGGCGCGUGAAGAUUCCACCACACGAUUACAGCCACGUGUCAGCAGCGUCCCAGGGGCUGUACGCGUUCGUACAGAGACUCGUCUUCUACUGGUUUCCGCCUGACGAGGAGGAUUACGAAACACCCCCCGGGACCACGUGGGUAGAGCUGGUAGCGCUCUCUAUCCUUCUCCUCGGCGCUGCUGCUGCUCUCCGCUCUGCCUUCCCCCGUUUUUUCGACCGCCUGGCGCUCCUGCUGCACACCGCGUUCCCCCGCUCGCGACUCUUAGUUAAAAGGCUGCAGAGAGUGAAACGGGUGGUGGUGAGGGCGGUGGCGGACGGUACAGGGAUUGGCAGGUUGGGGAUUGGGUCUGGGCUGGGUCGGGGGGGAGGGGGAGGCGGAGGCGGAGGGGGAGGGGGAGGGGGGGGUAUCCUUCCUUCCUGGGCGCAUUACUUGCCGUUUGGGGGGCUGGGAGGGGGAGGGGGAGGGGCAGCAGCAGCAGCAGCAGCAGCUGGAGCGGGAAUGGGGUAUGCAUCAGGCCCUCGACCGUUCAGGCUGCGAGGGACAGGGGGUACAGGGAACUACUCAGCUCUGGAUAAGAAGUUUGCGUCUAGUGGGGGCGGCAGCUGGGAAUAUCUAGGUGAGAGGGACAGAGAUAGGGAGGGUGGUUCGGAUAGUGGGGGUGGGGAGGGGUCUUCCACAGCAGCUGCCGGACCUGCAGGUGCGGCCGGUCUUUCGUCUCGUAGCGCCUCCCGGGCGGCAUCUGGGUGCGGGAUUCAUGUGUAUGCCAACGGGGACCGGUACGAAGGAGAAUUUUACCAGGGCAGAUGCUCGGGCAGCGGCGUGUACAUUUUUUCGGGCAGCGGGCGGUAUGAAGGCGACUGGGUGGACGGAAAAUACGAUGGGUAUGGGAUUGAGACGUGGUCGAGGGGGAGUCGGUAUCGGGGGCAGUACAGGAAGGGCCUGAGAGAAGGGUAUGGGGUGUACCGGUUUUAUACCGGGGAUGUUUAUGCGGGGAUGUGGGCGAAAGGGCAGAGCCAUGGUGUGGGCGUGCAGACGUGCGGCGAUGGCAGCAAGUAUGUGGGCGAGUUUGCUUGGGGCGCCAAGCAUGGAUUCGGCAAGUACACCUUCAGAAACGGCGACACAUACGCAGGAGAAUACUUUGCCGACCGAAUGCAUGGAUAUGGCGUGUACGAGUUCAGCAACGGGCACCGGUACGAGGGCGCGUGGCACGAGGGGCGCAAGCAGGGCCUCGGCAUGUACACCUUCCGCAACGGCGACAUGCGCGCCGGCUACUGGCACCUCGGGGCGCUCGAAACCCGCAGCACCAACACCCUCCCGGCAUCACCCACUGGCAGUGGCGCGGGCGGAGGAGGAACAGUGGGGGGGUCAGGGGGAGGAUCGGGGAUGGCGGUUGGGCUGGCAGCAGGGCCGGGGGGAGGACCGGGAGUGUCGACAGAGCUGGUGGGGGGAGGAGGGGGAGGUAGUGGGUUGGUGUCGCCGGUACGGACUCCUUUGUCUGCUGGUGGGAUGGGGCUGUCCACGCCACUCACACCGCACACGCCCCACUCGGCGUCGUCACCCAACGCUGUCAACCAUUCCCGCGUGCUGCAUGCCGUUCAGGAGGCACGUAGAGCAGCAGCAAAGGCGGAGAAUGUGCUGAGAGUGGACGACCGGGUGUCUAAAGCGGUCUCUGCUGCAAAUCGAGCAGCUGUGGCAGCUCGAGUCGCAGCUGUGAAGGCCAAUCAAAGGGGGUCAAAUCACUCAUGA